AUGGCCGAUGAUGACUUAACAAAGCAAUGGGAAAAUCUACACUUGUCAAGGGAAGAAACAACUGUUGUUCAUUUCAAGACUGAGGUUGGAAACACAAACAGCUCUAUCAGAGGAAAGCUCGGCAUCAUUGGUAGAAUUCUCUCUGAAAGAGGAGUAAAUAAUGAAGUUUUCAGAUCUACUAUGUCACAGAUAUGGAGGCUAGAAGGUUGGGUCCACUUCAAGGAUAUGAACGAACAGUGCUUCCUCAUAGAAUUCCAAAGUAAAAAAGAUAAAGACAAGAUCUUGAGUGGGAGGCCAUGGUGCUUCGACAGGAAUCUCUUAACCAUACAAGAGGUGGAUGAAUCUUUGUCUAUUAAUGUUGUUAACAUCCAAUAUGAACCUUUCUGGGUCCAGUGUUAUAAUGUUCCUCUGGCUGCUAUGAAUGAAGAGAUUGGGAUACAGAUUGGGGAAAACAUUGGUCGAGUAAUAAGAGUAGAUGCUGAUUCAGAUGGGUUUGCGUGGGGCCGCUGCCUUCGAGUCAGGGUUCAUAAACCUCUCCUGCGAGGUAUAUGCAUGACUAGAGAGCAUAAUGUACAUGGCAGUAAAGAAGGGUACAAUCAAGAUAUAAAUACUCAUGCUCAGGUGAAAGCCUCCCCCGAUCCCAUAGGCCACAGGUGUAUGAUGGACCUUGACCAAGAUACGGAUAUGAGCAAUAACCAUACCUUCCAGAACAGGGAACUGAGUCCAACAACAACCCAAGCCACCAGUCAAAGGGAGAAGGGACCACAUCUAGAAGUCAAACCUAACAUUUCUGCAGUCCAAGUUCCUACACUGCCAUAG
Molecule: messenger RNA, 819 nt
Organism: Carya illinoinensis
Lineage: Eukaryota; Viridiplantae; Streptophyta; Magnoliopsida; Fagales; Juglandaceae
Exons: 2
Coding region: 1-819 (272 amino acids)
Source: RefSeq, a predicted model, not a curated record